Molecule: messenger RNA, 1750 nt
Organism: Chelonus insularis
Lineage: Eukaryota; Metazoa; Arthropoda; Insecta; Hymenoptera; Braconidae
Product: CKLF-like MARVEL transmembrane domain-containing protein 4
Exons: 6
Coding region: 954-1502 (182 amino acids)
Cellular component (GO): membrane
Source: RefSeq, a predicted model, not a curated record
UACAUUUAUUCUAUGAUAAUUUAGUUGAUUAAAAUCAAUGACUUACGCACACUCCUAUAAAGAAAUCAAGAAUACUUUUUGAUAACAACUUCAUAGAUAUAUUUUCAAGAAAAUGUGGUUAAUCACUGUGCGUUCUUCUAAGAAGAGGCUUAUCAAUCAACUAUAAAAUAGGACAAUCAAUUACAACCUGCAAUAACAUCCAAUUUUCGCUGACUGUGUUCUAAAAAAAUAGGUUAUGUUCUGAAAGAAUAUAUAAAACUCUCCAGUAGUAUUACAAACUCUAUAUAAAUAUCUAAAAAAGUUGAUAAAGUUCUCAAUUAUACAACUAUCAUCCUUUUAAUUAUUGCCUAAAAAUAGAUAUAACUAUAUAUUGUUUAUUAUUGUAAAAAAAAAAAAUUGAAAUCUCAAUUCUGAAUUGUUGAUGUUGUUGCACCAACGUUCCUACUUUCCCAACACUUCACCGGUAUAGAGGAAGAAGACGGCCGAGUAAGAGAGAAUGAGAAAAUAAAGAGAGAAAAAGGAUCUUGCGUUGGCAUUUUAUUUUGAUGUCUACAGUCAGUUGGCUACCGUACGUUGGCGUCAUUUAAGUGUAUUAAUCAGUAAAAGGAAAAAGAACGAGUGAGCUAAAGUGUUCAAAGAUAUUAUCAACAUUGACGGUUCUCGUGGACUGACCCAGAACUCCGGUAUUAAAACGGCGUCGUUUCAACGCAUGAAAAAACAUUGAUUAAUUCGGGUCGAUAUGAAACGGAGUACUGUACAUAUGUAAUUCCAACGGCAUUUCUGGAUCCCGCCUACUAACACAAUUAUAAACUAUACGGAUAGCAAAAUUCCUCGUACAAGAGUCGAGAGUAAAACGAGAAGCUUUGGUAAGGCCGCGUGGAUUAGGUCAUCGUAUUACAGCAUCCCGGGUGUUCGUUUUGUUAUUCUCUCCUGCUGAGUCAUAACAAACAAAAAUGGAGCAAGGAUUUCCUGGACAGCACACCACGACAACAACAGUCACUACAUCAUCGACAACACAUCAACCAAAUGUGAGAUUCGAUCCAUCCUACAUCAGGAGUUUACCGGGCAUGUUAAAAUGUGCACAGAUGGCUCUAAAUCUCUUGGGAUUUAUUUGCAUCACUUGCUCCGCAUUUGGAUCUCAUAGUCGUGGAAAUUGGUUCAAUACAGUAGCCAUGCUAGGUUUUUGGUUCACUGGAAUUCUCUUGGGACUUUAUUUAUUCCAUGUAGUGGAGAAAUUUUAUAGGGUACCAUGGAAUAAAAUAGAAUUCAUUUUCUGCGCGAUUUGGAGUCUGUUUUAUCUCCUGGCUGCUUCAUUAGCUGCUGAUUUUGCUCGAGGAAGAGAAGCUUAUGGUGCGGCUGCAUUCUUUGGAUUUUGUGCCCUGGGUACCUAUGCUUUUGAUGCCUUCUUGAAAUUCAAAGCAAUAAAGAGUGGAACUCCAGCCCAAGGUCAACUACAUGAAAGUACUAAACAAGUAUCGACUGUAACAAGUCCGGCUUAUUAAUGGCAUAUCAAGAAGAAGGAGAACAUAAAUCUCAUUCAUGUUCAUCAUAUCCAUUCGACAUAUUAUGUAUACCUACCUCUACAUAAAAUCAUAAUCAAGUGUCUAAAUUAUUAACUAUAUUUGUCAGUUGCUGUAAAUUUAUAGAUUAUAUAGUGCAGUUGCCUAUGCAAAAUUUUUUUGCGUGCUAUUAGUGGUGUUGAUAGUUGGAUAAAUUGGAUUUAUUAAAGAUUCAAUAUUAGAAAAAAAAA